Molecule: messenger RNA, 1108 nt
Organism: Talpa occidentalis (Iberian mole)
Lineage: Eukaryota; Metazoa; Chordata; Mammalia; Eulipotyphla; Talpidae
Product: interferon lambda-4-like
Exons: 6
Coding region: 1-639 (212 amino acids)
Biological process (GO): defense response to virus; positive regulation of immune response; cell surface receptor signaling pathway via JAK-STAT
Molecular function (GO): cytokine activity
Source: RefSeq, a predicted model, not a curated record
AUGGAGGGUGUAGGCCCCACUGUGGAGGUGGACCCCACUCCGGACACCACAGGGACAGUGGAAGCAGGUGCAAAAAUGGGGAGCAGUGGUGGAGCAGUGCUGACCUUGGGUGUGUGCGUGUUGGUGAUGGUGGGCCUGGAGGCAGACCCCAACUUGCAGGCGCCCAGGCACUGCCUCCUGUCCCACUACCGCUGGCUGGACCCCUCGGCAGUGGCAGCCGUCAAGGCGCUGAAGGACCACUAUGAGGCGGAGAUGCUGAGCAACGCGCCCCGCAACUGCUCCUUGCGCUCCAGGAGGACUCCUCCCCCGCCCUCGUCGUGCGCGCGGCUCCGCCUGGUGGCCCGGGGCAUCGCCGACGCCCAGGCAGUGCUGAGCAGCUUGCGGAGCUCGAGCUGGGAGCCGUUCCCGGGCACCGGCCCCACGCUGCAGCUGCUGGCCGCGGUCCGGAGGGACGUGUCUGCCUGCCUCGAGCUGGGCCGUCCCGGCUCCUCCAGGAAGUUCCUGAGGACAUCGAGGAGGAAAACGAGAAGGGGCAGAGCCGAGUCACGGGGAUGUCAGGAAGCCACAGUCAUCUUCAGCCUCCUGCGCCUGCUCACGUGGGACCUGAAGCUGGUGGCCCAUUCCGGGCCCUGCCUCUGACACCCCUCCCGGCCAACUCCCUCGGCAAACCCCGGCACUGAAGCCCUGCAGGCAGGAGGGAGAGGCCGGCCCUCAGCUGCCUCGUGCCCAGGCAGGUGUUUCCACCUCCUCUGAGGAGCCCACAGGACUGCAGCCCUGCGGCACUUCCACUGGCCCCUUGGGCGUGGAGGACUCCCUGCGGAAGGAGGUCUCUGUGGGGAGCACUGGCAGCAAGAGGCUCUCUGAAGCCCUCCCCUGACAGGUGCCCUGGGUUUGACCCUCCCCUGCCUCUUGGCUAUUCCGUGAAUCUGUGUGAUUUGGGAGCUUCCCUCUGGGGCAGCCUCCUUCCAUGGAAAGAGUCAAAUGUGACUUGACUUCUUUGGAUUCUGUUACUUGACUUCUUUGUAUUAUUGUUGUUAUCAUCAUCGUCAUCAUCACCAUUAUUAUUAUUAUUGUAUUUGUGAAAUUCCUGUGUAUAAUUGCAUUUGUG